Messenger RNA from Plodia interpunctella (Indianmeal moth), 2688 nucleotides. RefSeq names its product Splicing factor 3a subunit 1 (gene Sf3a1). The transcript is spliced from 8 exons. Lineage: Eukaryota; Metazoa; Arthropoda; Insecta; Lepidoptera; Pyralidae. Gene Ontology annotation, cellular component: U2-type prespliceosome; catalytic step 2 spliceosome; U2 snRNP. The coding region runs from base 176 to 2389 and encodes 737 amino acids. The record is from RefSeq and is a predicted model, not a curated record. Gene Ontology annotation, molecular function: protein binding; RNA binding. Gene Ontology annotation, biological process: regulation of alternative mRNA splicing, via spliceosome; mRNA cis splicing, via spliceosome.
GAUUUAUAUUUGUGAUUUUGCCUGACGCGUUCUUCUUUUCUUCAUGAGCGUGUUUAUUAUUUUCCACGAGUUACCUAUCUAGUCGUUUCUAUAUUUAAUUUUGUCAUAAUUAUUAAGCACCUAUACAAAUACUAAACACUGAUUGAAGCUUUGACAUAAGUAUUAACGGCAUAUAAUGCCGUCGAUAGACGUGAUGGGCCCUCCGGGGCAAAGCCCUGAGCUUGCGUCAGAGGAGCCCCCACCGCCGCCGGCUCCGGUCAUUGGGAUUAUAUAUCCCCCACCUGAAGUCAGGAACAUUGUCGACAAGACCGCCAGCUUUGUUGCUCGCAAUGGGCCAGAAUUCGAAGCCCGUAUCAGGCAAAAUGAGCUUGGAAAUCCCAAGUUUAAUUUCUUGAACUCUGGAGACCCAUACCAUGCCUACUAUCAGCACAAAGUCAAGGAAAUCAGGGAAGGGAAGGGCACAGAGCCGGUGGCCGCGCCCGCCGCCGGCCUGGCGCGGCCGAUGCUGGCGCCCGCCACCGCCGCGCGCCAGCAGGAGCUGCUCAAGGCCGCCGUCCCCGCCGAGCCGCCGCCGCCGCGCGACCCACCACCAGACUUCGAGUUCAUCGCCGAUCCCCCCUCCAUAUCUGCUCUAGAACUAGAUAUUGUCAAACUCACAGCACAGUUUGUUGCCCGAAAUGGCCGUCAAUUCCUCACAGAUUUAAUGAAGAAGGAAGAGCGCAACCAUCAGUUCGAUUUCCUACGUCCCCAGCAUUCUCUAUUCCAAUACUUCACAAGACUCCUAGAGCAGUAUACUAAAGUUCUUUUGCCACCAAAGGAAUUGGUCGCUAAACUGUCUUCAGAAGUCAGGAAUGGAGUGUUGGACCAGGCCCGCAGCCGUGCCGCUUGGCAUUCGUAUCAGGUGCGACGGAAAGUGGCUGAUGAGGCGAGGAUUGAGAAGGAGCGUUUGGCUUAUGCUUCUAUUGAUUGGCAUGACUUUGUUGUGGUGGAAACUGUCGAUUACCCGGCUGGGGAGCCGGGAGAUUUCCCGCCACCAACGACUCCUUUAGAGGUUGGCGCUCGGGUGUUGGCUCAAGAGCGUGGGGACGACGGCGGACAUCAAGAUGACGAUGACACAGAAAUGCAGAUCGAGUCAGAGUCGGAAUCCGAGUCGGAUGAUGACGACCUGGACGAGAUGGAAGACAGGACACAACAGCAGCAGCGCCCGGAUGAUAACCGCGUGCAGGAUAUGGAAGAAGAAAGCUCAUCCUCGGAAGACGAAGGUCCUCCGGAGCCGCCGCCGCCGCCGCGGGCGUCGGGCGAGGAGGCGCCGCAGCCGCCGCUGCCGCCGCGGCCCGACCGCGUGGUCGUCAAGAAGUACGACCCCAAGCGCGACCGGCCGCAGCCCGCGCCCGCCAGCGAGGAGUGGCUCGUGUCUCCCAUCACGGGGGAGAAGAUUCCCGCGAACAAAGUCGCGGAUCACGUCCGCAUCGGCCUGUUGGACCCGAGGUGGCUGGAGCAGAGGGACAGGGCUGCAGCAGAGCGCACGGAUAGGGACGAGGCGUUGGCCCCUGGUGCCGCUAUCGAGGCAUCGCUUAAACAGCUCGCAGAACGUCGUACGGAUAUCUUCGGUGUGGGAGAUGAGGAGACAGCUAUUGGUAAGAAGAUCGGAGAGGAGGAGAAGAGACGCGACGACCGCGUGACGUGGGACGGACACACGUCCAGCGUGGAGGCGGCCACUCGGGCUGCGCGUGCGCACAUCACGCUCGAGGACCAGAUACAGCAGAUACACAAGGUCAAAGGCCUCCUUCCCGACGAGGAGAAAGAGAAGAUCGGUCCUAAGCCGGUGGUGGGGGGCCCCUCCCGCGCUCCCCCCCGGCCGCCUCCGCCCGCGGCCGCGCGUCCGCUGCCCGCGCCUGCGCCGCCCCCCGUGCUGCUGCAGCCGCUGCCGCCGCUCAUGGUGCUGCCGCCGUUGGCUCCCAGACCACCAUUGAUACCGACGCCCACGUUCGGAUAUGCGGGCGCGGCGCCCCCGGCGCCCCCCAGCGUGGAGGAGGACGAGGCGCCGCCCAGCAAGCGCAUGCGCAGCGAGGACGCGCUGGAGCCCGACCACGUCUGGCUCAAGCGGCAUCCUGGCGCUGUGCAUCUGCAGGUGUCGCUGCCGCUGCAGCCGGAGCGGGGGGAGUGGCGGCUGGACGGACGCGCGCUGGCGCUGUCGCUGCCGCUGAGCACCGCCGUCGCCGACCUCAAGGCCAUGCUGCAGCGCUCCACCAACAUGCCCACCGCCAAGCAGAAGCUGCACUACGAGGGGCUGUUCUUCAAGGACACCAACAGCCUCGCGUACUACAACGUGCCGCCGGGCGCCGUCAUACAGCUGCAGGUCAAGGAGAGAGGGGGACGCAAGAAGUAGACAGACAGACAAACAUGCGGCACGUAUACACCGUAACCACUUAUUGUUAUGUAAGAAUUUGGUUCAUCAAAUGUUGUCAUUCGUUCUUAACGAGUGUGCUUUGCUAACACUGGUCAGAUUUUAUUUUAAGAACCUCUGACAUAACUUAUAUCUACCUACCGCCAUCUAGUGGCAAGUAUAUACACUAGUAAAUAGUCAACCAGUAUGCAGAUUUUCUCGCAAUUUGUUUUUCACCGGAAGCAACUGGGAAGGAACCGGAGGUAACAAUGUAUUGAUCAUUCAAUAAAACAUUGUGAUGA